This is a messenger RNA of Fonsecaea nubica, 843 nucleotides long. RefSeq lists its product as hypothetical. The record is from RefSeq and is a predicted model, not a curated record. Bases 1 to 843 code for a protein of 280 amino acids. The transcript is spliced from 4 exons. Lineage: Eukaryota; Fungi; Ascomycota; Eurotiomycetes; Chaetothyriales; Herpotrichiellaceae.
AUGGCUCUCUCCAACGACUCCCCUCCCUCAAUCGGCGAGAAAGAAUCGAUUAUCCCGAUCUUAGAAGCGAUUGACCGAUACGAGAGAGGCCAAUUCGUGCCCGGGGGCGGCUUACUGAAAUUCUACAUUAGUGAACUCGAACAUCAAGAAUUGGAGGAAAAGCUCUCUGAAAACCUAUUCUUCCAGGCCAAGAUCUCGCGCGACUUCUUUCCUUCGGAACGCCUCUUCAUUAUCCGCCGACCCACGCCCAUCCAUGAAUGCUUCCUUGUCAAACCCUUCCCUGGCGUAGUGACGGAGGCCGCAUAUUCACAAGAUGGCAAAAGAUUGCCACACCUGGCGGACGCCUACAUCCUGGACUCGAAUCUGGACGUUCGUGUCUUGCUCGCCUUCGAUAUCCAGUAUAAGAAAAACAAGGCCUCAGUUUCGGUCUGGCGUCCACAUGCGGUGCCACAAGAUGGCGAGGAGGCCUGGAUCACUGCGAGUGAGACACAGGUAUUUCGAGAGGACAACGGUGAGCCAAAUCUUGAUCCACGUGCUGGACUACGUGUCAACCUACGGGACUUUGUGAGUGUCGAGCUUUGCGAGACGUUCGAGAACUUGGAGGGGUCAGUUUUUAUUUCAUGCGCCACUCUCUGCACCUUCCUCAACCAAGCGGAGGCCAAGAUUGAUGUCAAGCCACGGCCUCGCCGCAAACUUGUAUCUCGUGCCCCAGCACCGGAAGAGGAACUCAACACCGACGACGAGAGAGACAUGGUUCGGGCAAAGAAACAUGCGGAGGAGAAAGCUGACCGGAGCCGAUCAUUCUUUCAAAGUAGCUCGUUGUCAAUGAGCGAGGAAGGCUAG